AUGCCCUUGCCGAUACCCCCUCGCGAGGUGCUGAACUGGAGGCUUUUCUAUGCAGUCAUAUGUUUUGGUCUCAUGGGAGCCGCUCGUGGUUUGGAUGAAGGCUUGAUCGGCACGACAGUCGCGCAGAAAUCAUUCAUGUCAGAAUAUGGCUUGGUCCCUUCCAAGAAGCCAACCACAGCGGAACUCGCAAUGCUCGCUAACCGCAAAGGAAACAUUACCGCGAUGGUGCAGAUUGGCAGUGUGGGUGGUGCGCUCCUCGCGUUCAUCUUGUGUGACAAGCUUGGACGGCUAUGGGCCGCUCGUCAGCUAUGCUGUGUCUGGAUUAUUGGUACCAUCGUCUACAUCACCGCCAACGGCAAUUAUGGCCAAAUUUUGGCUGGCCGCUUUGUGAUGGGACUUGGAAUCGGUCAAACCACAGUGGUUGCUCCUGCGUACCUGACUGAGGUUGCCCCAAGGACCAUUCGUGGUCUCUGCGUUUGCAUUUUUAGUGGCUCCGUCUACCUAGGCAUCAUGCUGGGCUACUUCGCCAACUUUGGCACUUCGCUUCAUAUUUCCAACAAGAACUCCCUACAGUGGGUGGAACCCACACUGAUGCAUAUUAUCUUCGCAAGCAUCAUCUUCGUCAUGUCCUUCUUCGCGCUCGAGUCACCCCGUUGGCUUUGCAAGGUUAAGCGAUAUGAUGAGGCCGCCGCCAUGAUGGCUAAGCUUCGCCAUCUUCCAGAAGAUCACCACUACGUCCGGACGGAGCUGAUCGACAUCCGUGACCAGUUGGAGCGAGAGCAAGAAGCCACCAUGGGCUCUAGUUUCUUCGGACCUCUGAAAGAGUUGUUCUUGAUUGGUAGCAACCGCUACCGGAUUGUCCUUGGUCUCAUGUGUCAACUCCUUGGCCAAUGGAGUGGUGCGAAUUCAAUGACAAUCUAUGCUCCCCAGUUCUUCCAGCUCCUUGGUACCACCGGUCAAUCUGAGAGUCUCUUUGCUACUGCCAUCUUUGGUGUCGUGAAGCUGGUCUCUGCGCUGACGUGUGCCUUCUUCCUCGUCGACUUUAUUGGCCGCAAGCGCGCCCUGAGCAUUGGUAUUAUCAUCCAGUUUAUCGCUAUGCUCUAUAUCGCCAUCUAUCUCACCAGUGUGCCCACCAUCACCGCUGGCAAAGUCCAGAGUGGCGCCGCCAAACACGCCGCCACCGGUGCGAUCGCCAUGAUCUAUUUCUCUGGAGUCGGCUGGGCUCUCGGCUGGAACAGCAUCCAGUACCUCAUCGGCGCUGAGAUAUUUCCCCUCAGAGUCCGUGCCCUGGGCACUAGUAUUAUUAUGUGCUUCCACUUCAUCAAUCAAUAUGGUAAUAGCAAAGCGGUCCCACUCAUGCUGCUCACCCAGUCUCCUGGUCUCAAGCCCCAAGGCACCUUCUGGUUCUUCGCCGCUGUGACCCUGCUUGGUUUGGUAUAUGUCUGGUUUUUUGUGCCUGAGACCGCGGGCAAGUCGCUCGAGGCCAUGGAUGAGAUGUUCGGCCUGCCGUGGCACGUCAUUGGCCGCAAGGGUGCGAAGCUCACCGAGGGUAUGGGAGCCUUGUCUGAGAUGGUCGGACAUGUCGACAAUGAGAAGUUGGCUCAGUUGGAGGCAGAGCAUGCGGAGCAUUACGAGCAUGCGCCACAGGCUCGGGCUGAACUGGCUACCGAACGUGCUUAA
This is a messenger RNA of Penicillium canariense, 1680 nucleotides long. RefSeq names its product MFS quinate transporter. Lineage: Eukaryota; Fungi; Ascomycota; Eurotiomycetes; Eurotiales; Aspergillaceae. Gene Ontology annotation, molecular function: carbohydrate:proton symporter activity. The coding region runs from base 1 to 1680 and encodes 559 amino acids. Gene Ontology annotation, biological process: carbohydrate transport; transmembrane transport. The record is from RefSeq and is a predicted model, not a curated record. The transcript is spliced from 7 exons. Gene Ontology annotation, cellular component: membrane.